Messenger RNA from Sphaerodactylus townsendi, 1481 nucleotides. Its product is annotated as glutathione S-transferase 3-like. Lineage: Eukaryota; Metazoa; Chordata; Lepidosauria; Squamata; Sphaerodactylidae. The coding region runs from base 146 to 835 and encodes 229 amino acids. Gene Ontology annotation, biological process: xenobiotic metabolic process; glutathione metabolic process. The transcript has 7 exons. The record is from RefSeq and is a predicted model, not a curated record. Gene Ontology annotation, molecular function: glutathione transferase activity.
CCAGCUCCCUCUUGCUUCCCCACGCCCUCUUUCGCUCUGCUUUUUUAAAACCGGGGAGGCGAGAUACUUGCUUACUCGGCUGGAGCGGUGCGCGGCGUGGCUGGUGUUGAGGUUGAGUGGUAAAGGAAACAAAGAAUUUGAAAUUAUGGCAGGAAAGCCUAAGCUGUACUACUUUGAUGGACGAGGCAAGAUGGAAUCGAUAAGAUGGCUGCUAGCAGCUGCUGGCGUAGAGUUUGAAGAGGAAUUUCUGGAGACACGAGAACAAUAUGAGAAACUUCUACAAGAUGGGGACCUCCUGUUUCAGCAAGUUCCUAUGGUGGAAAUUGAUGGAAUGAAGAUGGUGCAAACUCGAGCUAUCCUCCACUACAUUGCAGCCAAGCACAAUCUCUACGGAAAGGACCUGAAGGAGAAAGCCCUAAUUGACACGUAUGUGGAAGGAACAACUGAUCUAAUGGGCCUAAUUAUGAUGUACCCUUUUUUAACAUCCGAGGAUAAGAAAAAACAACUUGCCACACUCACUGAGAAAGCGACCAACAGAUAUUUUCCUGUGUAUGAAAAGGUGUUGAAAGAUCAUGGGCAGGAUUUUCUUGUUGGCAACCAGUUCAGCUGGGCAGAUGUACACCUCCUUGAAGCUAUUUUAAUGGUUGAGGAAAAGGCCUCUGACAUCCUCUCGGAAUUCCCCAACUUGCAGGCUUUUAAAGGCAAGAUAAGUAAAAUUCCCACUAUUAAAAAGUUUCUGGAGCCAGGAAGCCAGAGGAAGCCUGUGCCGGAUGACAGAUACGUGGAGACUGUGAGAAGGGUCCUUCAGGCCUAUCAUAAUGUGAAACCUACUUAGUUCCAAACUACAAGUGCCAGUGCAGAAUCACGAUGGUUAUAAAAGGACCUCUUGUUUCAUCAAACAUGGUGUUACGCUAAAGACAAGUGACACUUAGAUAGGUCUACUUUAGAAACCCAUUUACUGAUUAACAGGUAAAUGGUAGGGGUAGCCUGUAGCAAAGGGAGGACACGAUAUAUAACAUGUAUUCCAAUUAUAAGCAGGUAUUUUGAUCUAGAAUCCUAGGCAUAAUCCUCUUUAAAGAGAGCUUUUGAGUAUUUGACUGCAUCAAGCAAAGCAAAACUCUGUCUGAACAGGCUGAUAAAAUAAACGGUGUUAGUAGAGAAGCUCAGAUAACUCUGUUCUGCCCGGCAUUUGCUGCUGCCAACAGGAGUGAACACGUAGAACACGUUGAAGAGGAGUGAACACGUAGAACACUUUACAGACACGUAGAAAGGAUGCAUUGACCUCAAGUGAAUUCCAAUAAGUGGGUAUUGCUUGGGUGCCACAGUGUGACAGCUGCCGACUAAAAUGUCUACAUCCUCUUCUAUUAUAAAGCUUAAACCUGGUUUGUGAUAUUGAAGAGUUCAGUACUUUCUCCUGUACUUCAGACAAAGCCUAGAAUACAGUUUGUCUCUUUAUAAUAAACAGCUUGCAUACUAUGGAA